GUGCGCAGCAGCCUCGUGCCCGGCCUGGCCGCGGCGCUGGUUGACUGCGUGCGCCAGCGCCGCCAUGCGCCGGGCGGCGUCGCUAUGUCAGCCAUAUGGCAUAUUCCCCACCUCCUGCAGCCGGACAUCGUCGGACAGCUGUCGCAGCUGCUCGCGCAGGACCCUGCCGCUGCAGACCCCUUACUGGCCCUGGCUGCUGGCGGGGACCCGCUCGCCGCAGUGCCCGCGUUCAACCUGCUCACCAUCUUAGCCGCAUACUCGGGCUCCCAGGCUGCCUGCUGUGCGGCCUGCCCGGCGGCAGUGGGCGCCGCUGCGCGGUAUGUCCUCGGCUCGGGCGUGGCGCCGCUCUCUGUCGGGGACGCUGCCAUCAAGUUCUUGGCAGCCGUCGCAACGGCAGCCGUCCAGCCCCGAGGCAGCUGCGCCGCGGCGCUGGCGGCGCAGCCGCAGGUGAUCAGGGCUGCGGUGCGGGCCGUCACGUCGGAUGCGGCCGAGCCGGACGCAGCGUAUGAUGCAGCACAACUCCUGGCACACUUGAGCUACUCCAGAGGCGAGGACGUGGCACGCGAGCUGCUACGCGUGCCUGACGCGCUCGCUGCCCUCGUGCGGCGCCUGUCGCCGCCCAUGGAGGACCGCACGCGCUGGCGUUCGGCGGUGGGCUUGAGCCUGGCCGUGACGCGCUACAAAGCGGCCACGCAUGCGGCUCUGCGACUGGGAGCGAUGCGCCCGCUCGUUGUGCUGCUUGAGACGCUCGAUCCUGACCAGAUGGCAGGCGAGAGCAGCCCUGAUGUUGCACAUGCAGCUGGUGGCGUGUUGCUUGCACUGACCUUGCUGUCGCAGGCGGCCGACGACGGCGGCGCAAGGUUCACGCGUGUGGCAUUGCCCGCUCUGAGCGGUUUUGUUCAUGCGCUGAUCGAAGUCGCAAGGCACGGGAACUUGCACACCUGUGGGGCGGCCACAUCUCUUCUGUUCGCGCUCGGCUCGAACGCCCCAGCGCGACAGCUGCGUAUGCCGCCGUCGGUGCGCAACCCUCGUUUGGCGGCGGCCGCCGCAAAGGUGCUGUGCCGUUUGCUUGGGGGCGAGCUGCCAGAGGAGCCUGAUGUGGCGCUAGGCUGGCGCGGCCUCCUGCGUGUCUUUGAGUUGAUUGUGAGUUCGGAGGCCGGCCGCCCGGACUCCACUAUUCCAAGCGCACCGUGGGCGCAAGAGGUGUUGACAGUGCUGCAGGGGGUGGUGGCGGGGCCCUUGACUGCGGCUAAGGGUGGUGAGGCGCAGCUGCAGGAGGACAAUACGCGCAGCUGCAGCGCAGGCCAGCUGCAUCAAGAGGUGCUCCGUGCGGCCACCAACACGUUGCACACGCUUCAGGCCGCGCUCAACGCCGCCCCUGCGGCGCAGCAGGAGCAGCAGCAGGAGCAGCAGGAGCAGCAGCAGAAGCAACAGCAGGAGCUGCAGCAGGAGCAGCAGCAGCAACAGGAGCAGCAGCAGCAGCAGCAGCAACAGGAGCAGCUGCCUCCAGCGCAGCCACAGGCUGGCGCUCCCGCGGCGCCUUCAGCAGCAGGGGCGACCGCUGCCUCAAAGCGGUGUGUUGAGUGCGGGGCAGGGGGCCGCCUGCGGCUGUGCCGUGGCUGCCGGGCGGUGCGGUACUGCGGCGAGGAGUGCGCCAGGCGGGCGUGGAAGGGUGGACACAGGGUGGAAUGCCUGGCGGUGCAGGCGGCAGGGCAGCAGGCUGGGCAGCAGAUGUCGGGUCAGCAGCUGCCGCCGCUAUCUUGA
Monoraphidium neglectum is the source of this 1764-nucleotide messenger RNA. RefSeq lists its product as hypothetical. The annotation marks the transcript as partial. Gene Ontology annotation, molecular function: transcription cis-regulatory region binding. NCBI's taxonomy places the organism in Eukaryota, Viridiplantae, Chlorophyta, Chlorophyceae, Sphaeropleales, Selenastraceae. The record is from RefSeq and is a predicted model, not a curated record. Gene Ontology annotation, cellular component: nucleus. The transcript has a single exon. Gene Ontology annotation, biological process: regulation of transcription by RNA polymerase II.